CACGCGAAAGAGAGUGUGAGUGUGUGUGUGAAUGAAUGAUGAAGUUAGCACAACUCAAAAACUGAAUGCAUCAUCACUCAGUGUAUCACUGUCAACAACACUCCCACCAGCAUUAAAAGCUCUCAACUCCCCCACCCCACUCUUCUUCCUCUUCCCUUCUCCACUCACCUCUUUCUCUUCCGCUUCCAAAUUCUCUCUCGAGAUCUCUUCCUCUCUCUGACUUUCUGCAUGCACACCGCUUUCGUCGGCUAGAUCUUCCACCGCGUUUCAUGGAUCCGGAAACACACUCUCCUGCAUUGUCUUCUCUCUCCUAGGGUUUCGCGUUUCACGUUUCGCCUUUUUACAAGCUAUGCGUUCUCUCUCUCGCGCUUCGGCCUGCUGCUGCCGUAUCCGUCAUGACCGGACGCCCUGCCGGAAUCUCGACGUUUGCCUCUCGCUCUUUCAGUUUCCUCUCUCCUCCUGACGAUGCUCAACGCCGGUGUCGACUGCGGCUAGAGAGAAUGCCGGUGUCGGUCGUCUUCUUCCUUGCUUUUCUCAACUUGCUUUCCUCUUCUCAAGUGAAGUCGUUUUCUUUGAGUGUGUCAUUUGCUUCAUCAGAACAAGCUAAAAUGUGGUUUGCUAAACCUUCUUUUGGACCUUCUUCUGCACCCAUUCCAUCUCCAAACCAUCAAGGUCCUUACAUGACUUCAAGACAGAGACAUCAUUAUCAUCACCGUCGCCAUCACAGCAUGAGACCUUAUGUAGUGGCUCCACCCCCUUCAGAAGACAAAGCUUGCGACCAAAUCUGCACUGAACCACUUACAUCAACUCCCUUUGGUUCACCUUGUGGUUGUGUAAUUCCCAUGAAGGUUCGACUUACACUGGAUGUAGCACCUUAUGCUGUUUUUCCAGUAAUGACUGAGUUAGAGAAUGAAAUUGCAUUAGGCACGUAUCUAGAGCAGAGUCAGGUGAAGAUAAUGGGUGCCACUGCUGACAGUCAAAAUCAGGGAAGAACUGUUGUUGAUAUUAAUUUGGUUCCGCUGGGAGAGAAAUUUGACAAUACAACCGCAGCUUUGACAUAUGAGAGGUUUUGGCACAAGAAGGUUCCUCUAAAUAGGAGCCUUUUUGGUGAUUAUGCCGUUGUGUAUAUUACUUAUCCAGGAAUGCCAUCUUCACCCCCAUAUGGAUCUUUAGUUGGGAGUGGUCCCAGUCAAAGUGUUGAGGGCAUUCUUCCGGUCAGUGCCAACUUUGUCGGCAAGAACCAGAAAAUGAAUGUGAGAACCAUAAUCAUCAUUGCUUUAUCUUCAUUUGUACUCUUGCUGGUUUUGGUGGGAGCAUUUUCAAUUAUUUUGAAAUGGAAGAAGACUAGGAGACCAUCGAAUGCUGUUGGCCCUGCAUUCACAUCAUCUCUGAACAAGAGAUCAGGCUUGGGGUCUAUGUUGUCAAGCAGUAUUACUAGCUCAACAUCAGUGUCACUUAUGUCCACAAUGGCUACUUCCAUUCUCUCUGUUAAAACAUUUUCACUUUCUGAGCUUGAGAAAGCAACAGAUAAGUUUAAUUCAAAGCGGAUACUGGGCGAAGGAGGAUUUGGACGUGUUUAUAGUGGAACAUUGGAAGAUGGCGCUGAAGUUGCAGUUAAGCUUCUAACAAGAGAUAAUCAGAAUGGAGACCGUGAAUUUAUUGCAGAGGUUGAGAUGCUAAGCCGUUUACAUCACCGGAAUCUAGUGAAACUGAUUGGUAUAUGCAUUGAGGGGCGCAGGCGUUGCUUGGUGUAUGAACUUGUUCGCAAUGGAAGUGUUGAGUCCCAUCUGCAUGGUGAUGACAAGAUAAAGGGGAUGCUAGAUUGGGAAGCACGGAUGAAAAUUGCCCUAGGAGCUGCAAGAGGAUUGGCAUAUCUUCACGAGGAUUCCAAUCCCCGUGUAAUCCAUCGAGACUUUAAAGCUAGUAACGUGUUACUAGAAGAUGACUUCACUCCCAAAGUUUCUGAUUUUGGAUUGGCAAGAGAAGCAACUGAAGGAAGUAAUCAUAUUUCAACACGAGUGAUGGGAACUUUUGGGUAUGUUGCUCCCGAAUAUGCAAUGACAGGGCAUUUACUGGUCAAGAGUGAUGUUUAUAGUUACGGUGUUGUGCUGCUUGAACUUCUCACAGGCAGAAAGCCAGUGGAUAUGUCUCAACCUCAGGGACAGGAGAAUCUUGUAACUUGGGCACGGCCAAUGUUGACCAGUAGAGAAGGACUAGAACAGCUGGUGGAUCCAUCUUUGGCUGGAAGUUACAACUUUGAUGACAUGGCAAAGGUUGCCGCAAUCGCUUCAAUGUGUGUUCACACGGAGGUUACACAGAGACCUUUUAUGGGUGAAGUUGUGCAGGCUCUUAAGUUAAUAUACAAUGACACAGAUGAGACUUGUGGAGAUUGUUGUAGUCAGAAGGAUUCCUCUGCUCAGGAGUCCGAUUUUAGAGGUGACCUUGCCCCUUCUGAUAGCAGUUGGUGGAAUGCGGGAGGGUUAACCCCUCGAUUAACUUAUGGGCAAGCAUCUUCCUUCAUUACUAUGGAGUACAGUUCUGGUCCACUUGAAGAAAUGGAAAACAGACCGUUUUCAACAUCAAGCUUGAUUGGAGAUGAGAUAUCGUUACCAAUUAGGCAUGGGAAUAGAUCAGGCCCCUUAAGAACAGUCCGAAACAAACUUUCCUUACAUAGAUUUACAGGAAGUCGGAGUGAGCAUGGAGGACCUUCUUCCAAGCGUAAUUGGAAUGAUGGUUACUGGGUUUAAGAGGUUUGGGGGAUUUUCCACUGUUUUUUAAAUGUACAGUUUCUAAAGGGAUCAGAACUAAUGAUUAAGUGACUGAUUUAGUUUAGGGAUCUCAAAUUUCUGCAGUUUUCAUGUUAUGGUUGGAGAGAUACAGAGACGUUGACAAAUUUUGAAAUAUUGAUUCAUUAUACAAGGAGGAAGUGUAAUUUAAACAGUGUUGUAAAUGCCUUGAAUUGUAUCUCAUGGCGUCUUUCCAUUUCCGUUUCCAUGUCUAUCACAAAGGACGUUCCAUGUUGUCAAAAAUGAACUCACUAUGACAAUUCCUUGAUAUACCUAUUUACUAUGAA
Messenger RNA from Vigna unguiculata (cowpea), 3073 nucleotides. It is a transcript of the gene ALE2, whose product is annotated as Protein kinase superfamily protein. The record is from RefSeq and is a predicted model, not a curated record. Gene Ontology annotation, biological process: protein phosphorylation. Gene Ontology annotation, molecular function: protein kinase activity; ATP binding. NCBI's taxonomy places the organism in Eukaryota, Viridiplantae, Streptophyta, Magnoliopsida, Fabales, Fabaceae.